AUGGGCAGCGGCAGCUCUGGACGGCUAUGGUGGCCGCUGCUGUCACUGCUGCUACUGCUACUGUUGCUCCUGGACCCCGCGGGUGCCAGUGUCCAGGAGGACGAGGACGGCGACUAUGAGGAUCUGGCGCUCGCCUUCCAGUCGGAGGAGGACGGUCCGGGCCACGCGGCCCAGCACGUGGUCACAGCCACCUUCCACCGCUGCGCCAAGGACACCUGGAGGCUGCCAGGCACCUACGUGGUGGUGCUGAAGGAGGACACUCAGCGGCCACAGACGGAGCGCAUCGCCCGCCGCCUCCAGGCUCGGGCUGCCCGCAGGGGCUACCUCACCAAGGUCUUGCAUCUCUUCCAUGACCUCUUUCCUGGCUUCCUGGUGAAGAUGAGCGGCGACCUACUGGACCUGGCCCUGAAGUUGCCACAUGUGGCAUACAUCGAGGAAGACUCCUCUGUCUUCGCCCAGAGCAUCCCUUGGAACCUGGAGCGGAUCAUCCCUGCACGGUACCAGGCAGAGGAGUACAGCGUUCCCAAUGGAGGAAGCCUGGUGGAGGUAUAUCUCUUAGACACCAGCAUCCAGAGUGGUCACCGAGAAAUCUUGGGCAGGGUCACAGUCACUGACUUUGAGAGUGUGCCCGAAGAAGAUGGGACCCGCUUCCACAGACAGGCGAGCAAAUGUGACAGCCAUGGCACCCACCUGGCAGGGGUGGUCAGUGGCCGGGAUGCUGGCGUGGCCAAGGGCACCAACCUGCACAGCCUUCGUGUGCUCAACUGCCAAGGGAGGGGCACCGUCAGCAGCACCCUCAUAGGCCUGGAGUUUAUUCGGAAAAGCCAGCUGGCCCAGCCUGCGGGGCCCCUGGUGGUGCUGUUGCCCCUGGCGGGUGGGUACAGCCGGGUCCUCAAUGCCGCCUGCCAGCGCCUGGCAAGGGCUGGGGUGGUGAUGGUCGCAGCUGCUGGCAACUUUCGGGACGACGCCUGCCGCUACUCCCCAGCCUCGGCUCCGGAGGUGAUUACAGUUGGAGCCACCAAUGCCCAGGACCAGCCAGUCACCCUGGGGACCUUGGGGACCAAUUUUGGUCGCUGUGUGGACCUCUUUGCUCCUGGGGAAGACAUUGUUGGUGCCUCCAGUGACUGCAGCACCUGCUUCAUAGCACAGAGUGGGACAUCGCAGGCUGCUGCCCAUGUGGCUGGUAUUGCAGCCAUGAUGCUGACUGCUGAGCCGGAACUCACCCUGGUUGAACUGAGGCAGAGACUGAUCCACUUCUCUUUCAAAAAUGUCAUCAAUGAGGCCUGGUUCCCUGAGGACCAGCGGGUGCUGACCCCCAACCUGGUGGCUGCACUGCCCCCCAGCACCAGGGGAGUAGGUGGGCAGCUGUUCUGCAGGACCCUGUGGUCAGCGCACUCAGGGCCCAGGCGGACAGCCACCACUGUGGCCCGCUGUGCCCCAGAGGAGGAGCUGCUGAGCUGUUCCAGUUUCUCCAGGAGUGGGAAGCGACGGGGCGAGCGUGUGGAGGCCCGAGAAGGUGGCCGGGUCUGCCUGGCCCACAAUGCAUUUGGGGGCGAGGGGGUCUAUGCCGUGGCCAGGUGCUGCCUGCUUCCCCGGGCCAACUGCAGUGUCCACACAGCUCCUGCAGCCACAGUUGGACAAGAGACCAAUGUCCACUGCCACCAGCAGGGCCACAUUCUCACAGGCUGCAGCUCUCACUGGGAGUCAGAGGACCUUGGUACAUACCAUCAGACUAUGCUGAGGCCUGGAGGUCAGCCCAGCAAGUGUGUGGGACACAAGGAGGCCAGCGUCCAUGCUUCGUGCUGCCAUGCGCCAGGCCUGGAGUGCACAGUCAAGGAGCAUGGGGUGCCAGGCCCUGUGGAGCAGGUCACCGUGGCCUGUGAGGCAGGCUGGACCCUGACUGGCUGCAGUGCUCUCCCUGGGACCUCCCUCAUCCUGGGGGCCUACGCUGUGGAUAACAUGUGUGUGGUGAAGAGCCGUGGCACUGAUGCAGCAGGAAGGACCAGUGAGGAAGCCCCAUCAGCCACUGCCAUCUGCUGCCGGAGCCAGCUCUCAAAGCAGGCCUCCAGGACACAGUAG
Messenger RNA from Castor canadensis (American beaver), 2079 nucleotides. It is a transcript of the gene Pcsk9, whose product is annotated as proprotein convertase subtilisin/kexin type 9. Gene Ontology annotation, molecular function: serine-type endopeptidase activity. NCBI's taxonomy places the organism in Eukaryota, Metazoa, Chordata, Mammalia, Rodentia, Castoridae. Gene Ontology annotation, biological process: proteolysis. The record is from RefSeq and is a predicted model, not a curated record.